Messenger RNA from Monosiga brevicollis MX1, 258 nucleotides. RefSeq lists its product as uncharacterized. The annotation marks the transcript as partial. Gene Ontology annotation, cellular component: spliceosomal complex. The transcript has 2 exons. Lineage: Eukaryota; Choanoflagellata; Craspedida; Salpingoecidae. The record is from RefSeq and is a predicted model, not a curated record. Gene Ontology annotation, biological process: positive regulation of mRNA splicing, via spliceosome. Gene Ontology annotation, molecular function: RNA binding.
UCCAACGUGCUCGGGGUUUUUGGUCUUUCGCGUGAUACAGAUGAGCGCCAGCUCGACUCGAUUUUUGGUGAUUUUGGCCAACUGGAAAAGUGCAUUAUCAUCCACGAUCGUCAGAAUGGUCGCUCUCGUGGCUUUGGCUUUGUCACCUUUGUCAGCGAUGAAGAUGCCCAGCGGGCUCGUGAGAAGCUCAACGGCGCUCGCAUCGACGGUCGCAAUGUUCGCGUGGACUUCAGCGUGACCAAGCGCGCCCACACCCCC